Messenger RNA from Rotaria sp. Silwood2, 579 nucleotides. NCBI's taxonomy places the organism in Eukaryota, Metazoa, Rotifera, Eurotatoria, Philodinida, Philodinidae. The record is from the annotation of a GenBank genome assembly.
AAUAUCAGUGAUGUCUUAACUGAUUUAAGUAUAUAUCAUACGUUAAUAUCAUCAGGCAUGGUUCAUAAAGGCUUUGCAAAACGUGCAUCAGAAUUUCCGUGUGAUACAUUAAUGAAUGAACUUAGAACUACUCAUAAUUAUCGUAAACGCUUAAUAUUUACUGGUCACUCAUUAGGUGAUAGUAUUGCACAUUUAUGUGCUAUAUUUAAUUUAGCUAAUAAAAGUUAUAAAGAAAAUCCACAAAUAUAUAGUAUAGCAUUUGGUUCACCAUUUAUUGGUAAUCGUACUGUUGCUGAAGCUUUAAUUCGAAAAAAUUUUAAUAAUCAUUUUUUAACAAUAAUAAAUCAAAAUGAUAUUGUACCAAAUAUAUUAAAUCUUGUUGAAACCAGUACACAUAUUCAAUCAACAUUAGCACCAAUCAUUCAACAACGUUCAGACAUCACUAAAACACUUCUUCCAAACAUUUCAUCUAUAGCUCGUGUACCGAAGGGGGUGCUUACGUCAUCGAUUAAGACUCUAAAUUUAUUGAUACCAAAAUUGAAAAAAAUUUCAGCAAAAUUAAAGAAUACAAAACAAUAG